Arvicanthis niloticus (Nile rat) is the source of this 840-nucleotide messenger RNA. Lineage: Eukaryota; Metazoa; Chordata; Mammalia; Rodentia; Muridae. The record is from RefSeq and is a predicted model, not a curated record.
AUGAUCCCCAUUCUCGGAGUGCUGCUGUAUCUAGGUCUUACUGAGGAACAAAGGACUGCAGUACUAGCAGGACCCCUCACAAAACCCAUCAUCUGGGCUGAGCCAGGAUCUGUGAUUGCCAAAAAUACAUCUGUGAAUAUUUGGUGUCAGGGGUCCUGGGAGGCCAAGGAGUACCUUCUGUAUAAAGAGGGAAGUGUAGAUCCUUGGGACAGAAAGAUCCCUAUGGAAACCAGAAACAAGACCAUGUUCUACAUUGAACACAUGGAAACCAUCUAUACAGGGUUAUAUAAGUGUUACUAUAAUAGCUCUGCUGGCUUGUCAGACUAUAGUAGCACUCUGGAGCUGACAAUAACAGGAGCCUACAAAAAACCCAGCCUGUCAGUCUGGCCUCAUUUUGCUGUGACCUCUGGAGAGCAUAUUAUCAUGCAGUGUAGCUCAUUACUGGGAUUUGGCAGAUUCAUUCUGAUCCAGGAAGGAAAAUCUGACCUCUCAUGGACCAUGGACUCACAGAAAUAUGUAAAUCAGUCAUUCCAGUCUCUUUUCCUUCUGGGCUCUGUGACUCCCAAACACAAUGGAACAUUCAGAUGUUAUGGCUACUUUAAGAACCUGCCACAAGUGUGGUCAAAAUCAAGUGACCCUCUUGACCUCCUGGUAUCAGAAUCCAAGAAUAAAGUCCCCAACCUCACUGAAAAUGAAGCCCCAGCCCUACAGCACCAAACUCACACAGUUGAAGAUCUCACACGGAUGGCAAUGGCUGCCUUGGUUCUAGUGAUUCUAGUGAUUGUGCUGUUAGAGGCUUGGUUCAGCAAGAGAGUGGAACAAGAUGCAACCAGGAAAUAA